UGGCAGGGAACGCGGUGACGUCACACGCGCGUGAUUUUAUUUGUACGUUGAAUUGUAAAAUCGGCAACGUCGCCUGCGAGUGUCCUUGACGCGACGUUUCAAUGUCACACGGUUAGGUUAAAGCAACAAGCGAACGGACGUGAAAAAUGUUCGCGCAAGCAGCGUAAAUUUCAUUAACUUACCGUUAGCCCGGCACAAUAAUUUGGCGGUAAAGUGCAAGGCGGGCCGAAAUGAUAUCCCUUUCGGAUCCGAGAUUGUCGAAUCCGGUGCUGUCGGUUUUGAAAGUGCAGCCGACGGAACGGAUCAUUUCGAUCCGGGAAAACGCCGACGCGGAUUCGAGCUUCGUAAUCAGUCACCUCUUGAAGCAAAUCCUGUACGAGAGGCACCGGGCGUGCCUCGUCACCUUGCACAACGACUUCAACCACUACUAUCACGUCGGCAAAAAGUUAGGUUAUGAUUUGCGAAGGGCCCUGGAAACAGACGACUUGAAAGUCAUCGAUCCCCUGUCGGAUAUCGUGGACGGUAUCGGCGAGAUCGACGCGGAUCCAGACUUUCUCAAGCGUAUUUUUAUGAGCAUAAAAUGUAAAUUGGAAGGUCUGGCGUCAAGCGAAACCCACAGGGCGUACUUGAUCGUCGACGACCUGAGUCACUUUUGGGAUUUGGGGAUCGAAAUAGCGCACAUCGUGACGUUCGUGAAUUGCUGCGCGAAUAUGGUCGAUUCCAACGUUUCCCUCAUCCUCGGCACCCACGUGGGUUCAGAAAAUGACCGGAUCAUAUCGAACACUUUGGAAUACAUCGGCGAUGUGCACGUCGUGGUGUCUCCCCUGAAAACGGGCAAAAGUGGGGACGUCACUGGGACCCUCGACGUCCAGCGGGUUUCCGGGACCGACUACUAUCAUUUCAGGACUUUCGAUCGGGGCGUCAAAACUUUCCAUCCGGGAGAAUCCAUUUACCAUAUGUACAAGUGAACCUUUUAUUUUAGUUUACGAAUUAAACAGUUUUUUGUUUUUUUUUUUAACUCUUUUUCAUAUUAGCAGGGAUCCUAAUUUCGGCCGAAAAUUUUAAUAAAUAAAACCUUAUUUUAAUAAAUAA
Messenger RNA from Cylas formicarius (sweet potato weevil), 1092 nucleotides. RefSeq names its product elongator complex protein 6 (gene Elp6). The record is from RefSeq and is a predicted model, not a curated record. Gene Ontology annotation, cellular component: elongator holoenzyme complex. The transcript is spliced from 2 exons. Lineage: Eukaryota; Metazoa; Arthropoda; Insecta; Coleoptera; Brentidae. Gene Ontology annotation, biological process: tRNA wobble uridine modification. The coding region runs from base 231 to 968 and encodes 245 amino acids.